AUGCGGCUAGUCUAUCAGAUCCAGAUAAGCCCAAAAAGGAUCUCCGGAUCAACAGUAGCAGAGUCACCAAAUAAAGACCACAAUCGAGUCGAGAGUGAUCCAAAGGUUAACAGAGAGGACUUAUCCUUUAGUCAAAAGCUUUCAGGCUUCGCAGAUGAUAACAUCGGAGAUGCCAUUGGUCACCGAGUCCAAUCACUUGAUUCGUACAAGCGCCGGCUUCACAGCUACAAAACACGCGAGGACAUCGCCAUGGAACUUGUCUUCAAGCCCGUCACUCAACAAGACAGUGAUACUCGCAUUAACACUGCUCUCGAUACAAAGGAAAACAGUGCCAAAUCUCCUUUCCGAAAUGGAUUGAGAAAUAUUGCGACUAUUCUCAUAUCAAACAUACACAAGCUGGUAUCCAUCAGAAUCAACUCCUUGCUUCUGGAAUCUCUUGCAACUACAUGUCCAUCGGAGAGCCUCUCCCAGCGCCUCCGGGACUUGAGCGAGCUUAAAGUACCUCCUAUUUCGUCAAAUAAGCUCAAGGCAGAGCUCUGUUUCCUCUCUCAACAUCAUAUGCAGUCCGAAUUCGAGUCCUCAAUGUCGACGUCGACAAAGGACGAGACACAUGGCCCUUUAGAUCUUGGGAUAACGGACAUGAAACAUCUGAUCAAGCGUCCAUCCAACGCCUCAGCAAACUCGGAGAUCAACCAGCCAUCACCCAUGGUCCUCGUCGAAGAGUUCCGCUUCCAGUGGGAUAUCCCUCACUACCCUGAGAUCGACGACUUGGGCCAUGCCCAAUCACCAGGGCACGAGAAUCAUCCGACAUCGAAAUCUCUGGAACACCGCAAGGCUGUCUUGAAUUCGUUCGACUGGCGGAACAAGAUACUUCUCGAGCUGGAGGAACCCCCCUUCCUGGCUACUGUCGCUACCGCAAAGUCUAUCAUGAAACAGCUUCUCGAUCCGGAAAUUGAGGAACACUGUAUCGAAGGUUUCUGGAGUUCGGAAGUAGUCCAACUUGUCGACACGUACAAACUGCUUCGCGAUGACCAGACUUGUGGCCUACGUUUGCUCUAUGACCAGGCCAUAGAUGAAAAGAACCGACAUGCACCAACUGACAGGAUUGACUGCAUUCGCUGGGUUUUCUACUAUAAUCCAAUCAUGACUCAAGCUCUUGAGUUGGCAUACAAGUACUGCAGGGACGACAAGGAACGUCUUGUUGUAUAUGUCGAAGAACCAUGGAUUCAGUUUAUCGCUGUGGCCUUGUUCGUCGUAGCCGGGUUCAAUGUUGGCAGUAUCCGGUCCUCAGACACUGGCGAGGAGCAAUUCAAGACCAUGGACCAAUGGAAGAACAAAGCCUCCGGUUUGGAGAUCCUCGUUGCCAACGUGAAUACCAAGGUCAGGGAUGUCAAUGCGCAUACAGACUGUACCAAAGGGCUGCUGUUGAACUGGACUCUUGAACCAGCGCGCAUGCUCAAGAUGAUCAACAAUAUGGGUAGCACCAACCAGAAGAAGCAGUCCAUCUUUCACAUGCUCAAGGUCGCCGAUACCUACCACGACGUCAUUGAGAGGGUCUGUUGCACAAAGUGGGCGAUGCAGCUUUCCAAGGACAUCAAGCUCCCGGAAUGGAUGACUGGUGUCGUCCGCGAGAUCUGCAUCUUUGAGCUGAUCAAGUCAACUUGGCACCAGCAAUUCAACCGUUACGCCUGUGUGGUGGCAUGUGAUCUGAAAGGCCAUGACUUCGAGUAUCAUGAUCCCGAAUGGUGUCAACUUGGCCAUGUCUUCUCGAUCGCGGCGAAGUUGAUGCUUCACCAUCCCGAAGACAAAGACUUCUGGGUCGAGAGCAUGCCUAUCCUCAUGGAACUUUGUUUUCACUUCAAGGAUGCAUUCGAUAAGUCCGAUGGUCUUGAAUGCCGGUUGAGUCUUACACCUAAAGAGAUGAGAAAGUUGUUCCUCCCGAUAUUCAAGGGGAUGAAAAACACUCGGAAUCUCAAGCCGGCCCGAGACUGCACUAACAAUUUUCCAAGUCCGAACAUCCGCUUGUUUCCGCCCUCUCACCUCUCUCUGCACAUCCGCUUCCGCACGCUUCACCGAAAAACCCCAAUCCCAGAUCACCAGAGCAUGCGACCCUCAGAACCAGAACGCUACAUCCGCAGCCGCAUCGCCAACGCCUGCGACGGAUGCAAAUCCCGCAAAGUCAAGUGCGACGGUAAAUUACCAUGCAGCUACUGCACGCGUCGCCAAAAGCCCCACGACUGCCACUACUCUCCCCAGCGGCGGCGUAAAGCGCACUCUGUGCGCUCACCGCAGACUUCAGAGCGGGCUCAGUCUACGAGACACACUACGCCUUCUACGCCUGCUGCUGAGCCUGUGAGGGAAAAUGGAGCGCAGAUUGACAGAGAUGAUGGAGGACAGAUUGAUGCGGAGGAUGAGACGGAGGUUCCGAGGGAGGCGAGGUUGGUGUGCGAUGCGCAGGGAAAGUUAAUCUUUGUGGGCGAUUGUGCGCCGCUUUCGUUUUUUCAGAGCGUGAGACAACUUGUCACUACACGAGUUGGGCAGAAUGCUUUUGCGCCGCAGUCGAGUCGGUAUUCUGUUCUGGAAAAUGCGACGGCGCAUCAGUCGAGACGGAUACCGGGUGAUAACCGCAUACCAAUCGUUCAUCCAGAUGAUAUUCCCCCAGCGGUGUCGAAUUACUUGUCCAUUGCGACUGGACUCGUGGAUCUGUUUGAUAAUCGACGACUUCAAGAUGACCUUAUCCUCUGGGCGAACAUGGACCAGAAGCAAGAUGAUGCUACAACAAUUGUCAACUUCCUCGUCCUCGCCAUCGGAACGAAGAUCAACGAUGAGGAGCGAUCACAGGAUUACUUUGAAUAUGCGCGCGAUAAGGCAUACUCCAACCUCACUGGCAAUCUCAGCGUCUCAACAGUCCAAAUGUUUACGCUAAUCACACUAUACAUGCUGUGUUCAUGCCAGAUCAACGGAGCGUUUCUCUUCUUCGGAACAGCUGUACGCGCAGCUUAUUCGAUCGGCAUUCACAGAACAGAAGUCAACGCGCGUUUUGGGCCGGAUAUUCACAGACAGCGCGAUCGUCUUUGGAAGAGUAUACGCGUCGUUGAUCUUUUUCUGAGUUCUUCUAUGGGUAGACCGCCUGCUACGUCGGAUGUUGAUUGUACGGUUCCGUAUCAAAGUCCUGAUGAGAACGUAGAGGAACCGGUGGACUUGCUCAAUGCAUCUGUGCAGAUAUUCUUGGUGCUUGAGGGUGUUGUAACGGAGAUUUACUCACGACGAAAAGUGUCGCUGCAACUUACGGAGGGGAUAUCACUCCAACUACGAGAUUGGUCUUCGCGCUGGUUGAAACAACUCAAGGAUAUAGUUGCAAAUCCGGAGGCUCAGGAUAGAGCUCAGGCGAGUGGUGCUUGUCAGAUCUUGGCUACGUAUUAUUACGCCGUCAUGCUGGUGUCGAGGCCAUUUCUCAUGUAUGAGCUUUGUCGGCGAUUAUCGGAUGGGUCGCUCAACUCGAAUGGAAGAUCUGCUUUGACGAGUGGAAAGUCGAAACUCGCUGAUGCUUGUAUUGACGCGGCGAGUCUCAUGGUUGAUCCGAUACUAGAUCUCAUUCAGAAGGGGAUUCUUGUUGGUCAUGUUCCCAUUCUUGUGUCAUGGUUAUUUGCCAGCUCUCUUGUCCUAGGCGUCGGCCUCCUCGGUGGUUUCGGCCGCGUCCUCGAGAAAUACACCCGCAUGGCCAUCCACGCCCUAGACCACUGCUCCAAACACGACACCCACGCAGGCCAAUACUCCCUCAUAGCCCAAUCCCUUCUAACAACCGCUCUCGAGUAUCUCGAAAAGCGCGAACUCGCCGAACGCCAACGACGCACGGAAAACUCAAGCCAACUGUUUGGUCUCAUACCCUCCGACACGAUGGACUCAUCACCCACCUUCACAGGCCAGUCAAUGACAACGCCCUCCUCUAGAGGGCGCGAAUCACUGGAUAGGACGUUCCUACAGCAUAACGGUCUACAACAUGUCGGAUCACCGUUGUUUGGGGACUUGGACUCAGCCUUUCUGGGGCUGAGCGAGAGUAUGAUGCAGACGCCUGAUCCGAGCUACUGGGGCGGACCGAUGGGGAAUGAGGCUGAUUCAGGGUCGGCUUUGAACUUGUUUGCGCUGUUGGAUGCGGGAGGUGGUAUUGACCUGACGCAUCAUCUGUGA
Fusarium oxysporum Fo47 is the source of this 4188-nucleotide messenger RNA. RefSeq lists its product as uncharacterized. Gene Ontology annotation, molecular function: DNA-binding transcription factor activity, RNA polymerase II-specific; RNA polymerase II cis-regulatory region sequence-specific DNA binding; zinc ion binding. Lineage: Eukaryota; Fungi; Ascomycota; Sordariomycetes; Hypocreales; Nectriaceae. The record is from RefSeq and is a predicted model, not a curated record. The coding region runs from base 1 to 4188 and encodes 1395 amino acids. Gene Ontology annotation, biological process: DNA-templated transcription; positive regulation of transcription from RNA polymerase II promoter by galactose. The transcript has 6 exons. Gene Ontology annotation, cellular component: nucleus.